Messenger RNA from Emys orbicularis (European pond turtle), 844 nucleotides. It is a transcript of the gene PGAP2, whose product is annotated as post-GPI attachment to proteins 2. Lineage: Eukaryota; Metazoa; Chordata; Testudines; Emydidae. Gene Ontology annotation, cellular component: Golgi membrane; endoplasmic reticulum membrane. The transcript is spliced from 6 exons. The record is from RefSeq and is a predicted model, not a curated record. The coding region runs from base 52 to 816 and encodes 254 amino acids. Gene Ontology annotation, biological process: GPI anchor biosynthetic process.
CGGUCCCGCAGCCGGCUGGAGAAGGGCGGAAGGGGAAACAGGUCCAGCAACAUGUUUGAGGUGCCAUUGCCUCUGGAUCGAGAUGGGAUCCUCUUCCGGCUCCGCUUUACCACCCUGGCUGUUGGGACUGUGUGUUGCCCGCUGUUUGGAUUCCUUUUCUGCGUGAUCUGGUCUCUGCUGUUCCACUUCCAGGAAACGACAGCUACUCACUGCGGUGUCCCCAAUUACCUCCCCUCCAUCAGCGCCGCGAUUGGCGGCGAGACCCCUCAGCGCUACGUGUGGCGUCUCUGCAUUGGCCUCCACUCCGCGCCCCGCUUCCUGGUGGCCAUCGCGUACUGGAACCAUUACCACAGCUGUCACUGCACGCACCCUCGCUACCCACGGCUCUGCCGCAUCAACUUCACCCUCAAUGUGCUCGAAAACGUCGCCCUCCUUUUGCUGACGUACGUGUCUUCCUCGGAAAACUAUGCAAUCCACGAAAAUUCCUUCAUCCUCUUUAUCACCUCGGCCCUGGGUCACAUGCUCCUGACUUGCAUUCUGUGGCGGAUGACUAAGAAGCACACAGUAAGUCCCGAGGAGCGCAAGUCCUACAAGUGGAAGCUGCUGCUCUUCCUCUUUAACCUCGUCACGUUCUCCUUGGCCGUGUGCGUCUACUUCCACCACAACUGGUACUGCGAGGCCGGAGCCUAUACCAUCUUCGCUUUCCUGGAGUACCUGGUCGUCCUUUCCAACAUGGCUUUCCACAUGACCGCCUGGUGGGACUUUGGCAACAAAGAGCUGGUGGUCAGCUCCCAGCCAGAAGACAAACGUUUCUAGGGCGGCCUCGUUGCCCGUGCUGCCGACG